This is a messenger RNA of Prorocentrum cordatum, 873 nucleotides long. Lineage: Eukaryota; Dinophyceae; Prorocentrales; Prorocentraceae. The record is from the annotation of a GenBank genome assembly.
AGGAAGAGUCCUUCCAGAACUCGACGUCGAUUAACCUGGGAUGCGAGGACGGGUGCGGCGUUCUGCUGGACAGUGGGACAUCUUUGUUGGCCGUACCGCACACAGUGAUCAACAGGCUGGUGCAGCUCAUCGCAUCCCCGAAUCUCAACUGCAGCAACAUGUGGGAGCUGCCCCACCUGGUGUUCGAUUUGAACGGGAAGACGUUCUCCCUUCCUCCAGAUGUCUACGUAUCCGAGGUGUCCUAUGCCGUGCCCAGCUACAUGCAGAGCUUCGUUCGGCUUCGCCACCUCGGCGCGGAGGCGCAGAGGCCAGGAAGACGCUGCGACCUCCUCGUCAUGGAGUCGUAUGCGAAGUCAGACGCGGGCCCUUUGUGGAUCUUCGGCAUGCCGUUUUUCCGGAAGUACUACACAUCCUUUGCCGUCGGGCUGAACGCUUCGGAGCGCGCUCUCCACCUGGCUGGCAGCACCCCAGCCUGCACGCCGACGAAGAGACGCGUGGAGGUGCAUGACGGCCCCUCCGACAUGUGGACGCGGAUCAUCGACCCCACACAGCUGUGGAUGCCGUCGUCGGUACAGCUGGCAGCGACAACGCAGUACGUGCGCCUCUGAGUGCUGGGAGAGCCCGCCGAAGGCGGGAGGAGACCUGCACUAGUUCCCCUUUUUCUUCCUCCUCCUCCUCCGUCAAUGUUUCGAGCUCCUCCUCUUCUUGUCUGUCGUCUCUUCUCGGCUGGCGAUCUAGGGCAAGAAGAGGUGUUAAUUGGCCUGUUUGUGUGCUAGCGCUAAGCGGACGUUCGGUCCGUGUGUGCCCCGCGGCACUUGCGCGGCGGAUCCUGGCUUGCUGGCUGUUGCGACCGCAAAAGUGCACCAGAUGCAG